Penicillium argentinense is the source of this 2718-nucleotide messenger RNA. RefSeq names its product involucrin repeat protein. NCBI's taxonomy places the organism in Eukaryota, Fungi, Ascomycota, Eurotiomycetes, Eurotiales, Aspergillaceae. The record is from RefSeq and is a predicted model, not a curated record. The coding region runs from base 1 to 2718 and encodes 905 amino acids. The transcript has 2 exons.
AUGAAUAUCAGCCUCCGCUCGAGUCAGUCCUCGUAUGGAGACCCUCGCUAUCUUUCCACUGCAACCGCCUCUGAUGUCCACGCCCCGGUUGGAAAAUCCCUGGUAGACGGCUAUCGCGACGCUGUCGACCCGCAACAUGAAGACCGAUCACGGUACAAUCCGGUAAGGGGAACCCCCAUGCUCAGGGCAAUCGCACGCGUCAAGGCGCUCGCCCGAUGGAAGAAAUUCCACCAAACUAACCAGUCCGCUCCGUUCCUCCAGCUCAAUGCAGCUCACCCCCGCAGCUCCGCCCUCGUCAACACGAACGACCCCGUUACACUUUACCUCUUGACCGAGACUGCCAUUGGGGACAGCAACAACUUUGAGAUUCUAUCAUUGGAAGAAGUUGAAGACCUGAAGAAAGAACGCACUCUCCUGUCAAGCCGCAUCGACGGUACGAAGAGGAAACUCACCCUCGAGACCAAGCUCCGCGAUGCCGCGCAGUCGAUUGGUCGACUCUACGGCCCCCCUAGUCCCCGGGACAGCGGUGAAUAUGGCGCCAAUAGAUCUUCCAAGUCGCACCGUCGAAGCCGUAGCAUCUUUGGCAAGAGUGGCACCGCCGAGGUGCUCGAUAAAAGCGAUUCGGAGUUGGCAGUGAGCCAGCGCAAAUGUGAAGAUCUGGCGCAAGAGCUGUGGAAACUAGAACGCCGGUCCCAGCAGAUCAAUCAGCGAUUGUUGGAGCACACCGCGGGUGUCUUGCAAAUGACCCAUAAGGGUAUGCGCAAGACGCCCAAGAACACCGAUGGGUCUUCCGACAACCUCUACGAUGGCCAUGACUUUGAUGACCGCAGUCUCUACCGUACCCCCGAGCAUCUGGAUGACUAUGGCACGAAAGGAAGGAUCCAGAUCAAUGAUGCCCCCUCGUCAAGAGCGUCCUCGGAGGCCAUGGAAGCUACGCAGCGCAAACUGGAGGAGCUCAGCGAGCGCAUGUGCAACAUGUUGAUCCAGGCUACCCCGGACGAAUUUGUCAAUCCCCCUCCACAGUCCUCGGAACGAUCUAUCGACCCUGCGGCAGCCACCGAAGCGCAUCUGGCCUACAUCGAGACCGGCCUGAACACCCUUGAGUCACACCCAAUUUCCGCCGUGAACGGCGCCCCUGCUGUCGUUUCUUCUGCUCCGGCACCAGAGACUGAAGGUGCCUGGAAGCAGCAAAUCACCGACGUCAAUGAACGUGUUCAGAGCAUUGUUGACCGAUUCGGGCUGACUCGAUCACCUACACUCCCACCACCUCCCUCUGCCUAUGAGGGUGAAGGCCUGGAGGAGCAACUGUCAUAUCUCCAAGCAGGUAUCGAUGGCCUGGCCAGCCGGGUGGAUGGGCUGCUUGAGCAAAAGAGUAUCUUAACCACUCAGAUCCAGCAGCAACGUGAACUCAACUCGAAGUCAGACGCUGAACGUGAUGCUCAUAUUGGUGAUCUUACUGAACAACUGUCCCAUGCCCGCCGAGACGGCAAGUCCGCUCAGGACGAGCUGGCGGUUGUGAUGGAACAGCUCGAAGCCAUGCGCCGUGAUGGCUCGACCCAGGAUGAAGCCAAGGCUUCUCUGGUGCAAGCUGAGGGUGAGAUCGCUCGCCUACAGAGCGUCGUUGAGUCACUGCACCGUGAGGCUGACGCGCGCACCGAGGAGGUGAGAGAAGCUCGCGAUCGUGCAGAGUACGAAGCAUCGCAGACCGAGGCUCGAACUGAGGAAAUGAGAGAGGCUCGGGAUCGUGCAGAGCAGCUAGCGGCGCAACUCGAGGCUGAUAUCCAGCAAAUUCGCAGCGAAUCCGAUUCUCGUGUACAGGAGGCAGAUACUCGCGCACAGGACUCAGUCUCUCGCUUGCAGGCUGCCGAGUCUCGUUUGCUGGAGACUGAACCUCGUCUGCAAGAGGCUGAAUCUCGAGUCCGGGAGGCAGAAGAACGGGCCCAGGAAGUGGUGUCUCGUUUGCAGGAGGCCGAGUCUCGUUUGCAAGAGGCCGACUCUCGCAUGCAGGAUGUAGAUACCCGCAUCCAGGAGGCAGUUGACCAGCGUGUGCGAGCCGAAGAGAACGCUACCCGCCUUCAAGAUGAGAUGACCGGUCUGGAGGGCGAGGUCGUGCGAAUCACCACUGAGCUCACAAUGGUCAAGGCCGAGCUUGAUGGAGCUUACGGUACUCGCGCACAGCGCGCUGCUGAAGCGGCAGCGAACCCUGAAUUCCAGAACGAAAUGGAAGCUCUGACAACCCGCAAUAUCGAGCUGACUGAGGAGCUCGCUGCCCUCAAGGGCAAGCAAGGCGGAGGUGAUAUCCAGCAGCGAGCCGACACCCUCGGGAAGGAGCUCCGAGAGACAAUCGACGACUAUGAAGCCCUGGUCAAGUCCAACGUUGAGUUCGAGAAGGAGCGUGAGCGUUUCGAGGGUGUGAUUGACAGUCUCCGGGAUCGUUGUGAGCAGCUGGAACAGCAGCUGAGCGAGGAACGUAUCAGCUGGAUGAACCUGAGCAGCCCGACUAUGGGCCGCGAUCCUACUCUGGAGACAACAUCCACCAUGGUGCUCAAGAACGAGUUCAAGAAGAUGAUGCGCGACACUCGCAACGAGAACAUGAGGAUUCUCAAGGCGGAACAAGAAGAGCGUCGCAGAAUCGAAGGGCUGUUGCGGGCCCUGAAGAAGGAGCACGCGCAAGUGACUGGCAAGCCCGUACCGAGCCCGGUUGGCACCCCCUUAUGA